This is a messenger RNA of Patiria miniata (bat star), 1986 nucleotides long. RefSeq lists its product as uncharacterized. The coding region runs from base 149 to 1816 and encodes 555 amino acids. The transcript has 7 exons. Lineage: Eukaryota; Metazoa; Echinodermata; Asteroidea; Valvatida; Asterinidae. The record is from RefSeq and is a predicted model, not a curated record.
AGAACGCCUUGAACCUACCUUGCUGGAGUUUUGGAAGCUGAGCGGAGAGCCAAGCCUCAACUAUCCAGAUCCUUCUUCUUGCUCGUCCGUCUCAGAAAACACCUUCCCGUCGACCAUUGGCGAUCACAAGUCACGUGUCAUAGGUCACAUGACAUACAUAGACGCCCCGGCCGUCGUAGAUCACGCAUGCGCCGUUUUGAGUGACACCGACAGCGCGCUGGACCUCGGCAGCUUCGACGGGGAGUGUGUAUCGUCUCCCGACCUUUGCUCGCGCGGCUUGACCUUUGCCCUCUGGGUCAUGGCGUUUGACCCCGUGCAGAUGACUUCUGAUUGGUUCUUUUUGAGCUCCGGAGGUCAUAGUUCGUCUGCGCAUGGCAUUGCGUUUUACCAAUCUGCCUCUGACUGGUCGUUCAGGUUCAAGCUCCGUACAUCUACGAAAUAUGUCGGUGAAGCCGUCGUGCCCAACAGUAAAAUAUCGAAGGAGAUGUGGUUUCACCUGGCCUUGGUAUUUGACCACAACGAUGGAAUAAAGGUCUACGUAAACGGAAAUCUUUCGGCGGAAUCGCGUGAUUUCCAAAAUGAAGUGAAGAAUGACGGUGAAGUCAACUUCGUCGUUGGUGCUGCCAGCACCUCGUCCGGAUUCUCUAAAGCGGCAUUCAGUGACUUGAGGGUGUACGCAGGCGCAAUGACCCCAUCCCAGGUCAUGGAUGUAAUGACCUGUAACUCCCUGAAUGUUUCUUUUGAAAUCACCGAGGUCCGACAAUUACAACCUCCGCUAGACAGCGCCCUCAGUUUCGAAUGCCGAGCCCGGGGGAUCCCAAACCCCAUUCUCGAAUGGGAACUCAAAGGCGGUAAUGGAGAGUCGACAGUCCCUUCUAGCUCUCCACAAUCUGUCGAACAGACAACUAUCAACGUGACCGAGUGCGUGACGAGAUCGACACUUCGAGUGCACUCCAACUCGGAGAAUUUUACCAUCGCAGUUUGCCGCGCAACGUCCUCUGGUCAGGAACUUGUGAAGGACCUGACAGUAGUUAUGCAUCGGGCAGAAACUAUUACAACUAGCGCCGUGACAGCAGCAGUCACCAACCAACAAAGCCACCAAACUACCAGUUAUACCAAGCAGCCUGGAGGUGACGUCAUCACCGUAAAACCCACGCAGAAUGGAAAGACUGGUACCCGAGGGGUGACCAAAUCGACAGACACUACAGAGGCGUCAAGGAAGGAGGCAGCAGAUAGAACGACAUGGCAGUCAUCAUCAACCGCGGUCAUCAUCACCCAGACACUUUCAGGCAGUCGUGUGACCCCUGACCCAACACCGGAAACCAUCGGAGAGGGAGAGGCAACCAUCGUUACCAUGGACGCCGCCGACACAAUGCGCGCUGAUUCUGGCGAUACCACCCGCGAACCCGACGACCGUGAGACCCCGGAACCCAGUGUAACAAUGAGCUCUCCAAACGAUGUUGACGGAGACGAUGAUUUGGAAGAAACGCCUGGUCAGAAAUCGAAAAGCAAGCUGACUUGGCUGGCACCCGUGGGAGUGUGCAUCGCUCUGCUGGGAAUACCUGCCGCUUUUGUCCUUCACUACAUUUGCAAAAAGAAAAAUAAUUCAGUUCACGACUUGGCUGCGCUGUUGUCGACCAAGCAGGUCACGGUACCCAGACCCAAGUCCAUCGAGCGAUAUCGCGGAGCCACGCCCAUGGCCCCGCCCAAAGCCACGCCCAUCCCCACGCCCACCCAGCAGGCUAUUAGGAUGGUGGACGUUCAUGAGGUCAAUGACCCCUUCGACCUCACCGAGUCUAUGGAAAAGAACAUGUAACUAUAUUACUCUCGCAUUCAGUCGAUAAUGAAUUUACAAAUAAUCGAUUACCAACUGUACGACUUAUCGAUUUCGAAUUUUUAAUGAAUAAUCGAUUAUCAAAUUUAAAUGUAAUCGAUUCAAAAUUUUAUGAAUAAUCGAUGAAAGAAUAAGGCAAUAAUAUGUGCUGG